Messenger RNA from Schizophyllum commune H4-8, 3824 nucleotides. RefSeq lists its product as uncharacterized. Bases 1 to 3753 code for a protein of 1250 amino acids. Gene Ontology annotation, molecular function: nucleic acid binding; zinc ion binding. NCBI's taxonomy places the organism in Eukaryota, Fungi, Basidiomycota, Agaricomycetes, Agaricales, Schizophyllaceae. The record is from RefSeq and is a predicted model, not a curated record. The transcript is spliced from 5 exons.
AUGGAACGCAGCAGCCGUUCCCCCCGCGAGCCUUCACCCACUCGGAGUCAGCUCGGUCGCAGCCGCCUCGAGACUAUUCGGGUCAUGUACGAGGACGAGAUGUCCAACGCCGACGCCCUCCUACCCACCGAGCUCCGUUCCCUGAGGGGGCGAGUUCACAAGGCCACAGGAGCCGACGAACCGCGUUACGCCAUCAAAUACGAUCUCACCAAGCCUGUCUUCGACACCGUCGCGAAGAUGCAGCUGGUGCUCACCUCUCUCGCCGCGUACCUGCCCAAACGCACCCACACGUACCAGAUCGACCCGAAGGACGCCUUCAGCAGGAUCCUCUUGCACGCCGCCUCUCUUCAGGAGCUGCAACUUGCUUGGGUAGGCCUAACAGGGCGACUAAUGGGCGCCGAACGAGUGUACGAGAAGUACUUUGCAGAAGCGCUAAGAGCGAACGGCGUGAAUGACGCGGAGUUACACUCGCAACCGACCACUACUCCGUCGACCGUCUACCGGAAGAUAGAAGAGGAAGAGGAGCCCCACCGACGGCUGCGGCUAGCCCUAGGGGGGCUACCCAACGCCCGGGCUGAAGCGGAUGGGCCCCGUGCAGGAAGAGCAGUCGAGCAAUUCCUGGACGCAGACGUCCGGGAAAUGACUCGAGUGCCGACGCCCAUCGCACGGGCCUUUCCCCCCAGGGAAGCGGAGCCGAAUCCGGCUCUCGUCUACUACGACGAGCUCGAUCGACGACGCGCGAUUCCGCCAAAGACCACCUACAAGAAUCCGUUGGGGUACUCGCCAGGGGAGUUGCCAAGGGAGCGCACCGAAUCAUGGAGGCGAGGCAUUGAGCAGACCCCGCCUACGCCUCCGCAACCGCCGCCUCAGCCUCCAGCGCCUCCUCCUAAGCCCCCUUCGGCGAGAGGAGGCCAUCCGUCACACUCGUCCUCCUCCUCCUCUAGCUCGUCCAGUCGCGCGCCAUCUGAUCCGUCGUCCUCGUCAUCGAGCUCGACAUCCAGCCCCUCCUCGAGGUCUUCCGAGCGCCGACACCGACGACGCAGAGGGCGGCUAUCGACGUUUCAAGAGAUGCACCUGCAACCGAUCGAGGAAGAAGAUCCCCCUCCGGAUCCUUCGGAUGACUUCUCGGACGCAGGGAGCCGGCAAAGGAGGAAGAAGCGCGCUAAGGACAAAGGAGAUAAGAAGAAGAAGGACGGAGGAGGAGGAGGGAGCGACCCUCCCGGGGAUGGGACGGGCCCUGCUAACGCAACGAGAGCGCCCGUGCCCGGCAUCAACCCCGUCAUCAAGCCCGAGAGCUUACCCUCCUGGGACGGAAACCGGAACACGGCGAUGGUGUACUUCUGGAACGUCGUCGAGCUCGCGCGACAGGGAGGAAGGAUGCCUCAGGCAUUGGGUGACGAGUCACGCAAGGACUACAUGCGAGAAGGUCACAGCAACUACAUCUCGUCUAUACGCCGGCACUAUCUGGGGCCAGCUUGGAUGAGCGCGCUCUCCUCCGAGUUCCGUAUGCAACACUUCCGCGACCCAAAGAACCCGAGAGAGUCGCCUCAGGACUUCAUCCACCGAAGGAUCAUGUACUGCCGAUCGUUAGGCUACUCGACGGAGGAUUCGCGGCAGGAAGCCAAGUUGAUCAUGGACCUUCAGGCGCGCGUCAUCGAACACUCCGAGGACCUGGUGCUGGCGUACGUGCGCGACAAGAGGCUGGAGAACACCGCCGAGAGGCCGCAGACGCGCGCCUCCUGGCGUACCUCCGCGGGAGCCGUCAAGACCACACCGCAAGCUUACGAUGUGGAGGUGGAGGAGAUGGAAGGCGAGGAACUGCCCGUCUCGGGAGAGGGCGCGGAGCCGGAGGGAUUGGAUCGCGAUUUGUUCGCCGUCGCCUACGCGGUAGCGGCCAAGAGAGCGGCGGCCAACACAUCGUACCCCUUCCCGGCUAGGAACGACGUCCACUCCAAAGGCAAGAAGCCUCCUCCAGGACCUUGCUUCGCCUGCGGCAGCCCUCACCACUGGAACAAAGACUGUCCGCACUGGGACGAGUUCGAGAAGCGGCGUAGGGAAGCCGGAAUGUUAGUAGAAUCCGCCGCCGACUUGGCCUACGACACCGCGUACGUCCUCGCAGUGGAGCAGGGUGGUCCCGAGGCGACGAAGGAGGAGGUGCUAUUGUUGGAGGUCUCGCCAUUUGUAUCAAGGGUAGAGGAAAUUGCAGAUGAUUAUUGGCAUAGAGGGGAAUGUCUUCCAGUCGACUCUGUUUACAGUCUGGAGGCUGUGUAUGAAGAGGGCGAGGGCGUUGACGGACUGGAGGGACGGGGAGUGCGAGAGGAGAUCAACCUCGUGCUCACGGAGGAGGAGCCUCGCCUCGACGAGGCGCUGGCCGCCCUCAAGCCGUAUGACCCCGGCAAGAUUCGACUGGUACCGAGGAGGGGGGCUUUGAGGUUGCCGGACGGAAACACGUCCGUUCUGAGCGUGAGGGGCCGAGUCAGCUCCUCGCUCGACAUCGAAAUCGACUUGAGGAUCGACUCUUGCGCCAGCGUCACGCUGGUCUCUCUGGGUCACUACCGCCGGCUGAUAAGUCCGCCCCCGAUCCGUACGGACGAGGGCUCGCGCUUGAUGCAGCUUACGAAGAGGGACGCACCAGUCCGGGGGAAGGUGCGGCUGUCGUUCCAGAUUUUCUGCGACGAUGGCACGACACUCGAGAUGGAAUGCGAGGUGCAAAUUGUUGAAGGCAUGACCGUACCCGUCCUCCUAGGGGAGGACUUUCAGCAGGCCUACGAGCUGUCCGUACGACGAGCCCUGGAAUCCGACGGAACUAGCUCGACGACCAUCGAGUUCGGCGGGGCGCCCGAGCAUCCUAUUUCGGCCACCCCGGUGCGACGCAGCCCAGAUUACGACCGGGUCGCUAAAUCGUUCAUUGGGGAGAUGCCUGCCGAGAAGAUAGCGCGAGGAAGUUUCGAGUCGCGCGCUAAGCAGAAGCUGAGGGAGAGGAAGAAAAAGGCUGACCUAAUGGACUCCCUCAUCCUCGCCGCUAAGGAGACGCGACUACCGCCACACACGUGCGUCAAAGUCGAAGUACUUGGUCCCUUCAAAUCUCCCGGGGAGUGGGUGGUAGAGAAGAUCUUGCUCUCGUCCGACGACGAUCGUUUCUUAGCGGUCCCUAAUACGCUCAUCUCAUCAGCCGCUCCCUUCGUGCCGCUAGCCAACCCUUCCGACUCUCCGCGCAUCAUUCGAAAGGGAGAAGUCCUCGGACGCGUAGUACCCGCGCAAGAGUAUUUCGACAAGCCCAAAUCGCAAGAAAAUCUCGACAAGAUGCGGAAGCACGCGAACUUGAUGGAGGAACUGUGCCGAGCCAGAAUGACAAGUCCGGGAACGACGGGCAAGGCUCAAGCACGCGCCCCGGACAAGGCUUGGAGGAUGCCUCACCCCCAGAACUACGGAGCGUGGGCGGCAGGACAAGAGCCCGCCCGUAGCCGCUUCCACAUGCCGGACGAGCAGGCGUAUAGCAGCUGGGUGGAACCGCUGAAGAAGCCACCGGACGACUCGAAGGAGGAAGCGGAGGACGAAUACUGUCAGGGGAUAUCCACGCCACCCACAAGCGCCCACAAGCGUGAUGUGGACUCAACUGGUUUGGUCUUGUUUGGUUGUGGACUGAUGGUGUUUGCAUGUGUUGACGCCCCCCAUCAGUCAUUACCUAUGACUCAUUCCUGGUGUGUUUCCCUUAUAUCUCCUACUUCCCUUCUCCUCCUCUCCCUCUGGUGACCUCCCCCUUUCCCUUUCUCUUAUUUAUUCCUUCCCCCUUCCUGGACAUUGCCAGUACUCUACCUGUCUCC